This is a messenger RNA of Spodoptera litura, 3394 nucleotides long. Its product is annotated as GTPase-activating Rap/Ran-GAP domain-like protein 3. NCBI's taxonomy places the organism in Eukaryota, Metazoa, Arthropoda, Insecta, Lepidoptera, Noctuidae. Gene Ontology annotation, molecular function: GTPase activator activity. Gene Ontology annotation, biological process: regulation of small GTPase mediated signal transduction. The record is from RefSeq and is a predicted model, not a curated record.
AUGGACCGUCUGUCAGCGUCCGGCGACCCGGGAGCCUUGGAUGCGGUGGCGCGCCGCUAUCGCCUCGAAAAUGGCAACUCGCUGGGGGAAAAGGAUGAGUUAUUCGGACCCCCGAGCGCGCCUGUACUCGAAAAUCCAGAGUUUCAAACGCGAUGGUACUUCAAAUAUUUCCUCGGGAAAAUGCAUCAGAACUACAUCGGAGUUGAUGGAUCUAGAGAGCCGUACCUGCUAAGUGUAGUGCAAGAGGGUGGAGCGGGACUUUUAAGAGCCAUCCUCUUCAAUAAAAUGGGUGCCCAUAAGAUAUAUUUACCACCAAGCGCUUGGAAUAGUGGAGGAGGGCAAGCUCCAACAAGACCAACAGUCAAGCAAAUUUUAGGACAAUUUCCAUCAAUGGAACGGGUUGAUAAGGUCCCAAGAGAGAUAACAUGUGCCGAAUUACAAAAAGAUGUGCUACUACUUGAAGAACAGGAAGGAUCUGUUAAUUUUAAGAUAGGGGUAAUGCUUAUGAAACCUGGCCAAAAGACUGACGAUGAAAUGCUUUCCAACGAGAAAGGCGACGAGAAGUGGGACAGAUUUAUUUCACUUUUGGGAGAUAAAAUUCGAUUACGAGGCUGGAACCGUUUUCGAGGGGGGCUAGACGUCAAAGGUGACAUGACUGGGAGCCAUUCCAUCUACACGAUGCAUCAAGGACACGAAAUUAUGUUUCAUGUCUCCACAAUGUUACCGUUUUCCAAGGAUAAUAAGCAACAGUUGGAGAGGAAACGGCACAUCGGCAACGACAUCGUCAACAUAGUGUUCACAGACGACUCUGUGCACAAUACCUUUAAUCCGCAGUGCGUCAAAAGCCAUUUCACACAUAUAUUCGCAGUCGUUUCAGAAGUGGAGGAAGGAUAUAAACUUAGCGUAUAUAGUGACGAUACAGUGCCACCAUUUGGUCCUUCAUUACCUUGUCCACCAAUAUUCAACGACCCCCAAUUAUUUAGAGAGUUUCUAUUGGUAAAAUUAAUGAACGGAGAGAAAGCGGCCUUCCAAACCCCUACAUUUGCAUUGAAACGACAACGAACCUUGGACACGCUGAUAAGGGACAUCUACGCGGAACACUGCUCGGACCAUAAGGUGCCCAUGCUAUCACGGCGAGCGCUAUCAGACGUGUGGUCGGGCGGCGCAGGCGCAGGUGGUGCGGGCGCAGCACGGACAGAACAUUUCUUGCAUGUGGGACAGGCGCUCAAACUUGAUGCUGUACUGCGAGGCGAUGCUCCCACUAGCCUUGUUUCAUCAGGAUGCGGUGGUUCCCGACGAGCCCCUUGGGAAGGUAAAGUAUGGCGCGCUGCACCACUGCCUGCCACGCCGGUGUGUGCGGAACAACUCGCUGAGGGACGCCUUUUGUUAUCUACGACGUCUAAUACAUACAUUUUAGAAGAAAGCGGAACCACCCGCGUAGUGUUAAGAUGGGAAGGCUGCGUCCGCGCAGCUCGGGUGAGUGAGCGAGCUGGACUGUUCCGUGUUGGUGCUCGAGUAGUUGCUGGCGGAGGAUCCACGACAGGUGGCGCUGGUGGCGCGGGCUUGUACGCGCUUCCCGUACAGGAGCUCUGUGCAGGCGCAUGGGCCAUGCGACCACUACAGGACUGCAAGCACGCUCGGCUUCCAAGGACUAAGACUGCGCAUUAUUUUGAUCUACUGGAAACUGGCGAAGGAGGCAAAACCACAUUAGCGGUAGCGAUCGGUAGGAGGGUAAUGCUUAUGAUUGAAGAAUCAAAGACUGACAACGAGAUGGGUUUUGAAUAUACACAUAUCAAAGACAUCCAACUAAGCGAAUCGCCCAUACUGAUCAAGCUUAUGGAUGGAGAAGUAGGAAUAAUGGUAGUUGGAUACAAGCAUCAUUGGGAAGUUUUAGAAUCCGGGACUGGCCAGGCAGUGAAACGAGCAGAAAACUCUGAAGAUAGUGGACCUCGUCGUGGUACUCUCGUCAACGCUUUACGUAUUGGAGACGAGAGGGACGGACAAAUUGUUUUAUGUUAUAAUCAUACGUGCCAUUUUGAAAGACUAACAAGUAAAGGACUGGAAAGUGAUACGGAAUACGACUUUCAUUGGACAACUGUGCCUGCAGCAGUAGUGUGCGCUUUCCCCUAUAUUAUGGCAUUUGCCGAAGAUUUAUUAGAGAUACGACUAGUUGCUAAUGGAUCCUUAGUACACGCAGCCUGCAUACCUGGACUGAAAUUGUUAUGCGGGCGAAGAGAUAUAUUCUAUGUGGCAUGCGCACCGGAAUACGUGCCUUUAAGUCGCGAGAUAGACCCUUGUCUCAGCUUACACGACGAGCUUGUCAGACAGAUGAGCAAACAAUGUGGACCUUAUUCUCUUGAUGAAGAUGACAAUCACGACAGAGGAGACCCCUACAGCAUGAACCGUACUACUACCGCACCUUCGGAAAAUAACUCUGCGUCAAGCAGGAGCAGUUCUAUUUCUUCAGAACAGGAAAAUAUUAGACCACCGUUGACACGAAUGGCGCCAAUCUCACCACCAACUUCUCCCCAAGUGCUCCCAGAAAACAGCGGAAGGUGUGUUAGAAUCUACAAGAUCCCGCAGAGUAACCUGAGCGCAGGAGCAUACCAAAGACAGUCCGUAUCCGCCGACCAAGUGGUCACCUCAUACUUUUCUGACAGGCCAAAUAGCAUUCGGCAGAGGCUAGCAGAACUGAGACUAGACAGCAAAUCAAGAGGCGGAGGUGACGACGAAACUUUAUAAGUGAUAUGUAGACAACCACUAACUUCGUAGCUUGUUAUCGAAUACGGAACCAGGUGCACAAUUUUAAUGAGUAGCUAGAUAUACAACUGUAGGUACCUAUAGGUAUUGAGUGUUGGAAAGUUACUGACACACGACUAAACUUUCCGAAUCGCACGGAACAUUCUAGAGAACUUAGUUCAAGCGCGUGUCGUGUCAAGCAAACUUAAAUGUCUAGAUUAAUAUUUAAUGAAGAUUGUUUUAAUUCAAGUAGAAACGUUACAUGUAUGUAGAAAUAGUACGAGUAGAUACUUUUGAAUGCAAAGAUGUGAUAUAAUAAAUAUGGGUGAUGUGUAGUGAACAGAAAUAUAUUUCGUAGAGCAUAAUACGAACAAAUAAAUUAUGAAGCUAUUUUACAUUGACAAAUAUUCUAUGAUUGUUGCAAAAUUGGAGAUUUAUUAAAUUAAAAGAAAAAAUAUAUAACAAUAGAUGUAUAUUUAUCUUUUCUGCUAUUGAAAUAAGAAAAUUAAGAAUAAUUUAAAUGUCUAUAUACCUUAAUUGCUCUGCACAAAAUAUAUGCUCAAUAUAAGAAACAUACUGUAAAAACAAAAUUAUAUUAAAAAUAACAGUUACGAUGUAGUCGUUCAAUGUUAAAGUAAUUUAUUGGAUAAGGAAU